Pestalotiopsis fici W106-1 is the source of this 4365-nucleotide messenger RNA. RefSeq lists its product as uncharacterized. Gene Ontology annotation, biological process: transmembrane transport. Gene Ontology annotation, cellular component: membrane. Gene Ontology annotation, molecular function: ABC-type transporter activity; ATP hydrolysis activity; ATP binding. The record is from RefSeq and is a predicted model, not a curated record. Lineage: Eukaryota; Fungi; Ascomycota; Sordariomycetes; Amphisphaeriales; Sporocadaceae. The transcript has 5 exons. Bases 1 to 4365 code for a protein of 1454 amino acids.
AUGCAGUUGCAGCAGUGCAACGAUGAUGGGUUUGGCCCCGUGGUCAGGGGAUGUGGCCGUGAUUUUGACUUUACCCUCUUGUUCGAAAACACCAUACUUUCCAUUUUGCCUUCGGCACUGGUUCUAGUCGUCGCCUUGGGGAGAACAUGGCAUCUGUAUCGCCAAAAGAAGCUGAUCUCGGCUAGAAUGCUCCAAGUAGUCAAGCUGUUGACUCUUGCAAUCUACACUGGGCUGCAGGCGGCUGUUCUCGGUGUCUGGUCCACACAACGACAUGCUCCGUGGUCGAGCUCCUCCAUUGCGGCGGCGGGGUUGUCGUUGUCGUCUGCCAUUGCCCUGUGCGUACUUUCAUAUCUUGAGCAUGGUCGUAAUGUGCGCCCGUCGUCGGUCCUACUAUUGUACCUUUUAUUCUCUGCCCUGUUUGACGCGGUCCGCGCCCGUACGUCGUGGCUGUUGUCUCCAGGCUCAGCGCUCGCGGGCAUUUCCAUUGCUUCAGUCGUCUCGAAAGCCGUGGUUCUCGUCAUGGAGUUGCACGAAAAGUCGGACUACAUUGUGGCACCAGCCGAGGCAUACGGACCUGAAAGCACCAGUAGUGUCCUGAACCGGAGCAUCUUCUUCUGGCUCAAUCCCCUUGUAUGGAACGGCUCGCGAACAGUGCUCCGACCUGGGAAUCUUGAUGGCUUGACUCCAGAAAUGACUUCGACUUCUCUUGGUCCACGUUUUCUCGAUGCUUGGGCUGGGGCAUCGGAAAGACGACAGAGCUAUGCCACCAUGCGGGCCAUUUUGACCACUUUGUGGUGGCCAAUACUCGGCACAUUGGUCCCGCGAAUUCUGCUCUUGGCUUUCACGAUAUGCCAGCCAGUCUUACUGCAAGCCUUGAUCAGGUACUUGGGAGAGCCUUCUACCCCCGAGUCCGAAUCAAUUGGCAAGGGUCUCAUAGGUGCGUACGCACUGGUAUACAUUGGAAUUGCUGUAACUACUGGCGCCUAUUGGUAUCAUCACUACCGAGUGCUCAUCAUGAUUCGUGGUUGUCUGGUAUCGGCAGUUAGCUGGCAGACGUUGAAAGUGAAUACCCAUGCCUUGGCCGAUCAAAAGUCAGCCGUAACCCUGAUGAGUACCGACGUUGAGAGAAUCAUAUUUGGUCUGCGGAGCUUUCACGAAUUUUGGGCCAUUGUAAUUCAGGUCGGAGUCUUGGCAUAUUUCCUGCAAAGACAGCUGGGAGUAGCGCUCGUGGUUCCCAUUGUCGUCACAGUUCUCUCCGCUGUCGCGUCGGUCGCAGUCAGUCGGUCUUCCCAUGCUCGUCAAACUGCGUGGAUGGAGGCAUCGCAGUCUCGGAUCGGGGCGACUUCGAAUAUCCUGUCAUCUAUCAAGGCCAUCAAGAUGCGCGGACUGACAGACGUCGUGUCUUCCAUUAUCCAGCAACUUCGUGUGAAGGAACUUGAGCUCGCGGCAAAAUUCAGAAUAUUGCUGGUGUGGACCGUCGGGCUAGGCUAUAUUCCGCAGUUCCUUUCACCUGUUCUGACAUUUCUGGUGUUUGUCCUACAGGCACGAGCCACUCACUUGGUUUUUGACGCACCUCGGGCUUUCACUUCACUCUCCCUGCUUUUGCUUAUUGCGCAGUCUUUGAGCCAGACUUUACUCGAUCUGCCACAACUUGUCGCCGCUUUUGGUUCCUCUUCACGUAUUGAUGAGUUCCUGUCGGCCCAACACCAAAGAGAUUUCCGAGAAUUUGACCAACUCUCUGAAAAGGCAGUCGCUCUGUCGAGAUUUGACAAAGUUCCCAAGAGCACAGAUACUGCCAAGGUGAACCCCCUCAAAGAGCGUGUCCCUGAGCCCGCAAGUGUAGGAGACAAGGAUAAGGAUAUCAUUCGCAUCAAUCACGGCUACUAUGGCUGGGGCACGAUUGAUGUUCUCCAGGAUAUCAAUAUCGCCAUUCCGCGUGGUCAGCUCACGCUAGUCGUCGGACCAGUUGCUUGUGGCAAGACCACCUUGUGCCAUGCGUUGGUAGGCGAGACGCCCACCGCAAAAGGCAGACUGCAGGUACUUGGUGACUCCAAGCAGAUUGCCUUUUGCAGCCAGACACCAUACUUGGUAAACGGUUCCAUUAGGGAUAAUAUUGUGGGCUUUUCCAACUUUACACAACCUUGGUACGAUACCGUCAUUGCUGCUUGUGCAUUGUCUCAAGACAUAGGCAAAAUGCCUAGUCGAGACAAUACCGUGGUUGGGAGUGACGGUAUCAACUUGAGCGGUGGCCAGAGACAAAAGGUAGCACUAGCCAGAGCUCUCUACGCCAGGAUCCCAAUGAUUGUCCUCGACGAUAUUCUGAGCGGUCUCGACAGCAAGGGGGCGAACCAUGUCUUUUGGAACGUCAUGGGCCCAGAGGGUGUUGCGCGACAACACAACGUGACAAUUAUAUUUGCCACCCAUGCCAUAGAAUUCCUUCCCUUUUGCGACCAUAUUGUCGCGCUGGAUAGUUCUGGCCGAGUCGCGCACGAGGGAGAUUACCAAUCUUUACGCUCUCAAGAAGGGUUUUCCAUGUACGUCAGCACCGCGCAGGAUCGUGGCAUAAAAAACGCCGACGGUCAGAGCGGUGGCGACGCAGAGGCCAGUCAUGAUGCGGCUGCUGAGCCAAGUACGAUCGAUGAAGUCAUUCAGAACAACAUGGGUGGUGACUUUACCGUCUACAGCUACUACAUCAUGGCGGUAGGCAACUGGGUUUCUAGUAUUCUUCUACUACUAGUUGUACUUUACGCCGCCGCAUAUAACGUUCCAAGUUACUGGAUCAAUAUUUGGAGCAGUGCCGCUGAUCCGGGAAAUCUCAAGUAUUGGGGAGUCUAUUCUGCAUUGCAGCUCUUGGCCCUCUUGCUGUUGUUCGCCGCAGCAUAUCACUUGUUCAUUGUGAUCAUCAACCGGGCAGGCUCAAGCUUGCACGCCCAUCUUUUAAAGGCCGUCAUGGAGGCGCCCUUGUCUUUUUUCAGCUCUACAGACGUUGGUGUCACAAUCAAUCGAUUCUCUCAAGAUCUUCAGUUGGUUGACAAUGAACUCUCCUUGUCAAUGCUGACGCUCCUCUUGACAGUAUUCUUGUCGCUUGGUCAGGUCAUCUUGAUCAUUGUUUCCAGUCCUUGGGUUGGAGUGGCCUUUAUCAUCAUCAUACCGGUAUUCUACGCGCUGCAGAAUUUCUAUCUACGAACCUCACGCCAGCUCAGGUCUUUGGAGCUCGAAGCUAAGAGUCCAUUGUAUACGAGCUUCCUGGAGACACUGAGCGGGCUCUCUACGCUUAGGUCUUUUGGCUGGGCUUCCGAGACGCUGGACAAGAACCUGAAGCUUCUUGACUCGUCCCAGGAACCUCUCUACCUGCUCUACAUGAUCCAGCGCUGGCUGACGUUUGUCCUCGACACCAUUGUCGCCUUGAUAGCCAUUAUUGUUGUAGCGCUCUCCGUCGCCCUCAAGUCGAGCGGCGGGCUGGCCGGCGUGGCCCUGACCCAGGUCAUGUCGCUGAGCAUGAUGCUAACAACCAUUGUCUUGCAGUGGACCAUUGUCGAGACCAGUAUUGGCUCCGUCGGCAGGAUCAAAGCCUUUGUGGAGAGUACGCCGUCUGAGAACAAGGAUGGCGAGGAUCUAGAACCGCCGCCGGCCUGGCCAACCAAGGGCAGCAUUCAGCUCGACAAUGUGAGCGCAUUCUACGAAACAAAUCCAGACUCUCUCGUUCUCAAGAAUAUCAGCAUAACCGUGGAAGGCGGACAAAAGAUGGGGAUAUGUGGCCGAAGCGGCAGUGGUAAAUCUUCCCUCCUGCUGCUUCUUUCGCGCAUGCUGGAGAUGAAGGAGGGCUCCAUCAUUAUCGACGACCUAGACAUCAGCACUCUGCCUCGCAAGACGCUGAGGGCUCGUCUGAAUAUUGUCCCCCAAGAGCCCGUCUUUGUUACUGGUACCGUCCGCUUGAAUCUGGAUCCUUCUGGGGAGUUUUCAGAUACGGAGAUACUUGAUGCGCUCAAGAGGGUUCAUCUUCUCGACGUAAUGGACGCCAAGGGCGGACUGGCGGCAGAGAUGGACUCGGGUAUAUUGAGCCACGGUCAGCGCCAACUGUUCUGUCUGGCGGGCGCCAUCCUUCGCAGGGCAAAUAUCGUAUUGCUUGAUGAAAUCACGAGCAAUGUGGACCAGGCUACCGACGCCAUCAUGCAGACAAUCGUUCGCGAGCAGUUUAGGGACUGCACAGUCAUUGCCAUUGCGCAUCGCCUGAGCACCAUUGCCAACUUUGAUCAGGUAGUGGUGCUCGACCACGUUGUCGUUCGUGAAGUCGGCAACCCGCAGCAGCUUCUUCGGGAGGACUCUAGAUUCAAGGAAAUGUGGGUGGAAAAUGAGGCCUUGUAG